Molecule: messenger RNA, 348 nt
Organism: Angiostrongylus costaricensis
Lineage: Eukaryota; Metazoa; Nematoda; Chromadorea; Rhabditida; Metastrongylidae
Source: the annotation of a GenBank genome assembly
AUGACCAAGGUGAUGAUCUGUACCUACAAUGCACGCACACUUGCAUAUGAGUCCUCGACAGAAGAGUUGAUCAUGCCGGCAAGGAUAUAUCACAACGUCAUCGGACUGGUGCAGACGAGAAGACGCCAUCCAUUAAACGCUGUCUAUGACACCGGAGAAGAACUGUUCCUUGGAACAUGCGACAGUAAAGAAGUCGACGGCGUCGGCGUUCUCGUCAACAAGAGUUUGUUCAUGACAUCGAUAAUUCGAACAACUAACAACCCGAAUCGGACGUUUACGAUUGAAAAGAUGUGGACCAAUACCGGCUUUGACAUUCUUCGUCGUUUAUGCGCCGACAUCAAACUAUGA